AUGCUCACGAUUGAGCGGAAUGACACCUUCGGUCUUAUUUUAAUGAGAGAACAGUGUGACUUGAAUCGAGGCUUGCUCUCGCCAACACCUUGCUCUAUUCAUCACAGCUAUCGCAAACGAUUCGCGUGUCAGAGCAUUCAAGGAUGA
Messenger RNA from Phytophthora nicotianae INRA-310, 147 nucleotides. RefSeq lists its product as hypothetical. NCBI's taxonomy places the organism in Eukaryota, Oomycota, Peronosporomycetes, Peronosporales, Peronosporaceae. The transcript is spliced from 2 exons. Bases 1 to 147 code for a protein of 48 amino acids. The record is from RefSeq and is a predicted model, not a curated record.